This is a messenger RNA of Plectropomus leopardus (leopard coralgrouper), 362 nucleotides long. Its product is annotated as protein S100-B-like. Gene Ontology annotation, molecular function: calcium ion binding; S100 protein binding; transition metal ion binding. The record is from RefSeq and is a predicted model, not a curated record. Gene Ontology annotation, cellular component: cytoplasm; nucleus. Lineage: Eukaryota; Metazoa; Chordata; Actinopteri; Perciformes; Serranidae. Gene Ontology annotation, biological process: positive regulation of canonical NF-kappaB signal transduction; positive regulation of cell population proliferation.
GCUGGACGAGCCAUUAGUCCAACUGACAACUGGAUCCUUAUAACACAGAGGAGUUUCUUCACAUGGCGGCCUCAAAGAAGAAAAUGUCAGACCUGGAGAGAGGCAUGGUCAGCAUUAUCAAAGUUUUCCACCAAUACACAGCUCACAAGUGCAAGCUGAAGAAAGCUGAGCUGAAAGAGCUGAUCAACAAUGAGAUGAGUCAUUUCAUCAUGAAAAUCCAAGAGAAUGAAACUCUGGAUGAGCUCUUUGCAGACCUGGACCAGAAUGGAGACCUGGAGAUUGACUUCAAAGAGUUCAUCGCCCUCAUCGCCAUGGUUACCUCAGCAUGCCAUGAACUCUUCACCCCUUUGAACAGUGAUUAG